AUGGACGAGAGUGUCAUCUAUGAGAAGACUCGGAUUGAGCGAUACACGUCUCAAUCUUGGGAGUCAUUGAAGACAAAUCCUUUGUAUAAGGAUUUGGUUGAAUUCAGGGAUGUUUUCCCUGAAUCCGUGCCAUGCAAGCUGCUUAAGGACAAAGGCAAUCGGCAUGAGAUUGAACUGAAACCCGGUUCAAAGUACUGUGUCAUUAAGCACUGGCCACUGCCUCGUGAACAGGUCACAGCGAUCGACAAACUCUUUGCCGAUCGCUUAGCGGCUGGUCAUGUGAGGGAAUCAGCAUCCCCACGCAGCUCUCCUACCUUCUGUGUGCGAAAGACCACAGGAGGGUGGCGGAUAGUGCACGCGUUCAACAAAUUGAACGCUGCAACGGUACCGGCUCAAACGCCGAUACCGAGGAAGGACGUCAUCAUUGAUGGUAUGGCAAAAAGUACCAUCGUUUCGUCCACGGAUCUGAUGGAUGGAUUCUAUCAGAUCCUCAUGCGUGAACGGGACAUCCCAUAUACAGUAGUGAGCACUCCCAGUGGUAUGCUCUGGGAGUGGCUAGUGAUGCCACAGGAGAUAAGUAAUGCCCCUGCAACGUUCAACAGAUGUGUUACGAAUCUGUUGCGAUCGGUGCGACAUUUUGCACCGAGUCACUUCGACGAUUUCUUCGUCCAUAGCCGGGCUAUGGAUGGAAAGACGGACGUGGAGGUUCAUAGAAUGCACGUCCAGAAAGUUUUUACACUCAUGCGAGAGCACAAGUUGUUCGCGAACCUCAAGAAGUGUAUAUUCGCAGCGGACGAAUUGCCCCUUCUUGGCUGCAUCGUGGGUAAAAACGGCGUACACCCUGAUCUGAAAUGA
Peronospora matthiolae is the source of this 855-nucleotide messenger RNA. NCBI's taxonomy places the organism in Eukaryota, Oomycota, Peronosporomycetes, Peronosporales, Peronosporaceae. The record is from the annotation of a GenBank genome assembly.